UGUUUAGUCACGGGAAUAGCAGGUUAUCUUACAAAGCGGUGGUCCGUAAUAAUUUAUUCUAUAACUCAAAAAAAAAUAUCAGUCUUGCCACCAUAAAAUAAAUCAGUAUUUUUGUCAAGGAAUGAAGUGCACUUUCUGUAAUACUUGGGAUAUUAAAUAGUUUUAAUAAAGGGAAUCCAUAGAAGUCAAGAAUGCAGUCAGGGGAGCGAGGGCGGAAGCUCGUGGAUGCCCUGUUAUGCGGAAGAGACGAGGAGGCAAUCAAAUUACUAGAAGGGAGAGUAGACUUUACAGUUGAAAAUAGAGGUGACAACGCCAUUCAUUUGGCGGCAAGAAGAGGGAAAUUGAAAAUAAUAAAGCAAAUGAAGAAACUUGGAGCAAACCUCGAACAGAAAAAUCUUCACGGAAACGUACCAAUGCACUAUGCUGCUAAGGGAGGCUUCUUGGACCUUGUUAAGUAUCUGAAAGACAACGGCGCGGACCUGAACAUUACAAACAAUGAUGGGGAGUCACCAUUGCACGAGGCUGUUAAGACACAGACCAUGGAUAUUAUUGAGAACUUUGUAGAUCUAGGAAUGUCACCCAAUGUCAAAAAUGAACAGGAUGGAGAUACGCCACUGCACACUGCAAUGAGAUGUGGAGCUGUGGAGGCAAUGGAAGGGUUACUGAUCAAACGCGCCAAAGCCGGCCAAAGAAACAAAGAAGGGAAAAAACCAGAGGAUGUGGCCAAGAAUGUAGCGAUAAAAGAAAGCCUCAGAAUGUAUGCUACAAUGUUGAUAGCGAAGAGCUCCGAAUACAUACAAGCGAAAGGAAUGAAGAUUACACGCCACAAUGUAUCGCAAGGCCUGACCGUCGACCGUGUUGGCGUCAUUAUACAUAAUAUUGACAUUCCUAAAGAAUUCCCGACGGGGUUUUACUGUCGGAGAGAAAAGGCAGAAAAUGCAACUGUGACAUUAAAGAAGUACGAUGAGGAGUCAGUUUUCAGUGACGUUUACCAUAUAAGGAUCUUCGAAGUGAACAGAGACUGCAAAACGAAGAUUUAUCUCCCCGUAUUCAAAGCGCCAUCUGAGAAAGAACAAAUGGUGAUUCAUUUUAUAAAUACAGCGGAAGAGGACAAAGUUGUUGAAAACGCCAUAGUACAAAACAAGAAUAGUUACUGUGAGUUAGAGACAGUUUUGAUUCCCGAGACCACGGUUGUAUGUGUAGUACACGUUAGACCAAGGAGAGAAGAGAACAAGGUUAAUAAAGAGGGGGCAGUAAUUACGUCUGAAAUGGAGAAGGACUUCUCCCUGGAAGUACCACAAGAUUCAUUUGAGGGAGAAACAGUGCUCAGCUUAACGGUUUUCGAAACAAACACAGAUGAUUACGCAGAACCGGAAGAAGAAAAGAGCAUCUCAAAUGAUAAUACUACUUCCGGUAUGUCUAAAGAUAAACCAAAUACUCGAAAACUUGGUAGGAAAGAAUCCGUCAGCAGUAAAGCACCAGAUGAAGAGACUGAGAAAAAGCAAGAAAUUGUCAGAAACCCACCCAAACCACAAAAUCCAAACUUGUUAACUGACGUUUAUCAAAUAAAUGUGGAAGGACAACAGCCUAAAAAAGGUGUCAAAGUUAAGAUACCGCUUUGUGAAGGCAUGGAGACUGAGGAUGAAGUGACAAUCGUUGCUGCAGACGAGACAAAAUUACAGGAAGUAGACAGUCUCGAAGUUCUCCAAACAAAGCCACAAAUUGUCGGCUGCAAUCUGAUAUUCGAAGUGUCUCACUUUAGCAUAUAUGUGGCGACAUGGAAAAAGAAAGCUGCAGAAAAAGAAGAAAGGCUGGAACUUCAGCGUCAGAUAUCUAAUGCUCGAGAUAAAAGAAAACCUGCUGCAUUGUUUGCUGUUGUAAAACAUAUAGAAGGCUUAAAGCACGUGCUUGUGGUGUCGUGCGUCGUGGCGAACAAAAGUGUGGACUGCCGGCAGAAGUGGAAAGAUUCCGAGGGCUACGAAGAGCAAAACCCACCGGAAGCGGGGCCCGUCCCGAUGACACCCGGAGACACAUAUUGCAUAGAUAUUGAUGGAAAUGCAAGUCUAGAGGACAAAGAUGACGCUACUGAGAGGAAAAUACAAUUUUCCCAGUGUCGCUCAAGUUGGCAACCGUAUCAUUUAUUUCUACACGAAAAUAUCUACGACCCAGAAAAGGCUUUUGCCCAUGUAAUAGUUUCUAAAAAGACAGACACGGGUCUUGAGGAAGCGACUCGUCUGAGAAUCAAACUUACCGCUCCACCCAAACCACCGACACCACCACCAACUGAAGGAGACAAACGUCUGCAAAAAGCCACGAAACUCGGCAAAAUGGAAAAGGCUUUUGCCCAUGUAAUAGUUUCUAAAAAGACAGACACGGGUCUUGAGGAAACGACACGUCUGAGAAUCAAACUUACCGCUCCACCCAAACCACCGACACCACCACCAACUGAAGGAGACAAACUUCUGCAAAAAGCCACGAAACUCGGCAAAAUGGGUCCAAGGAAACCUGUAUAUGUUCACAAACCUCUCCAACACGAGACUUUUACUUAGACUAUAUAAUCAUAAGACUACAACUCGCCGGGGAAAGGGGCAGUAGCUCGUAUGUUGGGAUUUUUUGGCAAAAAAUGAGAUGAUACUUGCUUCUUAAUUGGAAACUUUUAAUGUUCACACGUAAGCAGACGGAUGAAUGAACUAAUAAAGGUGGUUAUUUGGAAGAAUUUGAUUAAUAUGUGACAAAACUACACAUCACUAUUGUACUACCGGUGAUAUGUAGGUAGGCGACGCAGUGUCGUAUCACCAUACAGUUUGUUUACGAUUCAGCGGCAUGUAAAGCCAAAAUUCGUUUGAAAUGCAGUAAUUUGCUCAGCUGUAGUCUUUAUUAUGAAAUGUAUUGAUGUUUAAUUAAGAACAAACCAAUAGUAUAUGCUAGAAUUUUGUUGUUUCCAUUGCGGACAAUUAGAUUUAUGCAGUGAUGGUUGUAUUGUGUAAUAUAGGAAGACGCGGUCAGUAUUUGGCUUUAUUAUAUACCUAUAUAAAUUUUGUCAAAAUACAGCUUGCAUUUCACAAGGAAAUACGAACAGACUGAAAAAAAUCCCGUGUUGUACCUUCCAAUAUCCCGUAUUGUACCUUCCGUACUGUAUGUUGCCGGACUACUUUCAUUCAUGAAUAUGCAUGAGCUGACACAGUUAUAUAAAUAGCGCGUACAAAAACAUCACUCAUUUCAUUUUAACAUCAACAAACAUUUAAGAUUUCGUUCGAUUACAAAUAAACAAACAAAAAGAUGGAGGUAUAUAAUAAAAGGGUCAUUACAACAGUAGCUAGAUCUGGGAUUUUGUAUUCGGCUCUCGUGGAUUUUGCAAGGACGGAUCACACUCGAUCUGGCAAAAUCCACCCGAGCCGAAUACAGCAUCCCAGAUUGAGCUACUGUUAUAAUAACCCUAUUGUAUCUCUUUUAUUCUGUAUGAACCGGAACUGUUAUACAAGUUUAGCAACGGUAGUUUUAAAAUGAUUACGUGAAAACCGGGCGUAUCAUGAUUACCAAAGCCAGUAUGCUCUUGUUACAUUUAAUAUCAUAUUGUACAGAUUUUCGUCAUUACUACAAAGUAAAAUGCUCGAAAAUUCCUUUCGUUUUGUGCCUAAAAUAUCGUAAAUCAAAAGCCGGCCGGGUGUGCUUCAUUGAGUUGGACAUUUUAUGUGAAUGUUCCGUACUGUGUACUAUCAUGUGUUAUUCCCCGCUCGGAUAGAUGCUUUCCAUCAUUUCUUUUUUUUUGUACAUACAUGCGACAUAUAUAAUCUAAUGAUAAAACGGUAGCCUUUAUACAAUGAUCGUAUUGAAGUUUGAACAUUUUGUAAACGUUUUACUGUUUGCUGUACACUUAGCGCUUGUCUAUCUUCAUCAAGUUUAGACAUGCCAGAGAAGUCCAUGAAAGUAUAGAUGUUUAAUAUGAACUCAGUGUCCUUGUAACGUUGAUGUUUAUUAUGCCCACCACCCCUUUAAAGAGGAGGAGGUAUAUUGUAAUACAUUAGUCUGUCGGUAGACCGUUUGGUUUCCAAUCAAUUACUAGAGAAUGCUUGGUCUCACAAUCAUCGAACUUCAACGGAUGUUUGCCUGUGGACAGCAGAUGACCACAAUUGUCUUUGGGGGUCUAAGUCAAAGGUCAAAGUCAUAGUGACCUUGAGACUUAAAAAUGUUCCCGCUCAAUAACUAAAGAACACUUUGACCAACAGCCAUCAAACUUCACGGAAUGAUUGCUUGCGGUCAAUAGAUGACCCGUUUUUUGAGGGUUUAGUCGGUAAAAGGUCAAGGGCACAGUGCCCUUGAGAUUGAGGACGGCUUAAUAACAGAUACCACUUGGACGUUCAAAUGUCAGAUGCCAGUAGUCACUAGAUAUUUUAGGGGUCAGUAUGACAAAGGUGAAGUUAAAGUUGGCUCGAGAAAUGAAAAUGGUUUCCACGUAACAAGUUAAGAAUACUUUGGCCAACAGUUGUCACGACUUCGUCGGAUUUCUAAGCUGAGUGUCACGGAUUUCAGAAAGUUUUCUGUGUUACUUACCGUUUUCGAAAACGAAAGUAGGUCGGCAUUUCACAGAAUUGAUAUAUAUCUGUUCUAUGUUUAUCUUAGUUUUCAUACUACGGUGUUAUUUUGCCCAUUAAACAGAUUAUGUAAACAGCAAAAUAAACCUAAUGCCAUUUUGUCUCCUAAACGUCACGGAUUUCUUCUAAGUCAAAAAUUUCUAGGUAAAGUAUGACAUAUUUAUAUUUUUGAAAUAUUGGUAAAUUCGACAUUUCUUUUACUGAAAAUUCGUCUGUAGACAUUUUUCAUGUAGCCUAUCAGCAACAGGCAAAUACAUUAGACUUAUUUUGCCAUUCACAUAAUCUGUUACAUUAAUAAGCAUAAAAACACUAUAUCAUUUAAAAUAUAAGUUGGAUAUUGAACAGACAUAUCAUUUCUAUGGAUUCACAGAAUUCAAUAAUGGUAAAUAACACAGAAAUCGUCCUGAAAUCCAUGACUCUGCACCAAGGAUUGUCUAAACCAUUUCUUCGUUAAGGCCUACCCAACUAACAAUCUAUCUGCGCAAAUAAUGUUUCUGUUUCUUAGUUAUCAUUUUCUUUUACACUGUCAUCAUGUCUUGAUUAAUGACUGUGUCUGGCUGUUGUGUACGCAUCAGUUAACUUGUUUAUAAUUUAAAAUAACCUGAUGAACUUUGUAGAAUGUAUAUAUCCACUGUUGUAUAAAGAUGAGACUGAAUAAACCAUUUGUUAUA
Molecule: messenger RNA, 5263 nt
Organism: Mercenaria mercenaria
Lineage: Eukaryota; Metazoa; Mollusca; Bivalvia; Venerida; Veneridae
Product: ankyrin-1-like
Exons: 18
Coding region: 192-2549 (785 amino acids)
Molecular function (GO): protein binding
Source: RefSeq, a predicted model, not a curated record